Molecule: messenger RNA, 621 nt
Organism: Chlorella variabilis
Lineage: Eukaryota; Viridiplantae; Chlorophyta; Trebouxiophyceae; Chlorellales; Chlorellaceae
Exons: 6
Coding region: 1-621 (206 amino acids)
Biological process (GO): photosynthesis; photosynthetic electron transport chain
Cellular component (GO): chloroplast; extrinsic component of membrane; photosystem II oxygen evolving complex
Molecular function (GO): calcium ion binding
Source: RefSeq, a predicted model, not a curated record
AUGCAGACCGUGACCAGCAGCAAGGCCUUCGUGGCUGGCCAGGCCGUGCGUGCCGCCGCCCCCGCCCCCCGCGCCUCCAGGGCCGCGGUCGUGGUGCGCGCGUCUGGCGAGGAGAGCCGCCGCGCGGUGCUGGGCGGCAUGCUUGCGGGCGUGGCGGCCCUGGCGGCCUCCCCGGCCCAGGCCCUGGACCUCAUUGACGACCGCAAGGCCCGCUCCGCCGGCUUUGACAUCAUCUACGAGGCCCGCGACCUGGACCUGCCCCAGGCCACCCGCGACGGCAUGAGCCAGAUCCGCGCUGACGUGGCCGCCGCCAAGGCGCGCAUCGCGGAGAGCGAGAAGCGCAUCGACUCGGAGCUGGAGGGCUACAUCUCCAAGGCCUACUGGACCCAGGGCCGCAACGAGCUGCGCCGCCAGAUCGGCACCCUGCGCUUUGACAUCAACGCGCUGGCCGACGGCCUGCCCAAGGCCGCCAAGAAGGAGGCCCUGGCCGCGCGCGCCGACUUCCUGGCGGCUGUCGAGAAGCUGGACUAUGCCCUGGUCAAGAAGAACGGCUCUGAUGCCGCCAAGGCGCUGGCCGAGACCAAGGCCACCCUGGAUGCCGUCAUCGCCAAGCUGGCGUGA